UUUACACUGUCAACAACAGUCGAAUAAAGAAAACAGCAGACGAAUUUGGUUCGAACGCGUUCGUGAAUUCUACAGUAUUUUAUAAAUUCAAGUGGAACUUUGAUGAAAUAAAAUGUUGCGAGUUCUGGUUCAAAGUACCGAAAAAGUAGCGGUAGUGCCUCAGUUACGACAAUUCCAUGCCAGUGCGGCUUGUUGUAAAGUUCAGUCGGGCAGGUACAAAAUAUCCCCGAAAAGAGACAAGGCUCUAACUUAUGAAAUGGCCAACCCACCUCACUUCAUUGCUCAUAGGAAAUCAUGGAAUUCUUGGGACACAACUUCGUUACUAGAGGGACAGAGGGCUGCAGAGACCUCAGUUGAAGAUGUAUUCAUUCGUCGCUUUGUGAGUGGGACUUGGCAUGAUCAGUUCUGCUCUGAGAUUAUCAUCAAACGGCAACACAACCUGAUCAGAAUAGCUGGCAUCAUCAAGCAGGGACUAGCUGCCCGAAAAAUGUAUUUCCUGAUCGGCUAUACUGAAGAGUUACUCUCCAAUUGGCUGCAGUGUCCAGUGAAAUUGGAACUGCAAACCGUUGAGAACAAGGAAGCUACCGUUUUCAAAUAUAUCUAGUUUUCUAAUGCUGAUAGUCAUGUGUCUUAAAUAAACACAAUACAAAAUGAA
Molecule: messenger RNA, 655 nt
Organism: Daphnia pulicaria
Lineage: Eukaryota; Metazoa; Arthropoda; Branchiopoda; Diplostraca; Daphniidae
Gene: mRpS24
Product: 28S ribosomal protein S24, mitochondrial-like
Exons: 3
Coding region: 113-604 (163 amino acids)
Biological process (GO): translation
Cellular component (GO): mitochondrion
Source: RefSeq, a predicted model, not a curated record